Molecule: messenger RNA, 1758 nt
Organism: Prorocentrum cordatum
Lineage: Eukaryota; Dinophyceae; Prorocentrales; Prorocentraceae
Source: the annotation of a GenBank genome assembly
AUGUGCGAGGACGCCGCGCUCGUGCUCACGGACGCUGGCGCAGCGCCGGAGCAGCUGCGGGGCCGCACCGUGCGGCUCGGCCCCAGGCCCUGCGGUGCCCCGGGCGGCGCCGCCCCGGGGGCCUUGUCGUUGCCAGAGCCGGGCGACGUGUGCAUGGUCGUCUACACCUCGGGGUCCACUGGGCGCCCCAAGGGUGCCGUGUGCGACCACCGCAACUUGUGGCACUCCGUCCUCUGCUUCGGCUCCAGCAUCGGUGUCUCCAGCGAGUCCCGGCUGCUCUGGAAGACGCCGUACCAGUGGCGCACCGCCGAGUAUGAGCUCUACCCCGCUCUGUGCGCGGGCGGGUCGCUCUGCGUCGCGGCGGAGGGCGCGCACAAACGCCCCGACUACAUAGCGAAGGUGCUGGGCGACUUCGGGGUGCACGCCCUCGUCACGGUGCCGACCGUGCUGGACAUGUUGCUGGGGCACCUCGACGGCGCUGGGGCGCUGGCGCACGUGGCCGCCGUGGGCGAGCCGCUCCCUUCCCGCGCCUGCCGCGGCUUCCUGAGGGGCGGCGGGCCCGUGCUCCAGAACUUCUACGGCCUGACGGAGACCGGCAUGACCGUGUGGCGCUGCGACCGCGAGCCCGCCGGCGCCACGGCGCCGGCAGGCCGCCCACAGCCGGGCGUCCGCGUCUGCGUGCUGAGGGGCGGCGGCCUCCUCGCGGCGAGCCCGCUGGAGGAGGGGGAGAUCUUUUUCGGCGGCAUCAUGGCGCUGGGCUACCUCGUCGGAGGGGCGCUCUCCGAGGACCACUUCGUCCCCGCGCCGCCCGCCAGCGGGCUCGGCGCCGGCGCGCGGCUGUUCCGGUCGGGCGACCUCGGGCGUUGGAACGACCGGGGCGAGCUGGAGGUGAUGGGCCGCGUGGACCGGCAGGUCAAGCUGCACGGCGUGCGCGUCGAGCUCCAGGAGAUCGAGGCCCAGCUCGUCGAGGGGCGCCUCUGCCGGGAGGCCGCCGUCGUUCCCGCCCGGGAGGACCCGCAGACGCUGGUCGCGUUCCUGGUGGGUGCGCCAGGCGGUUGCUCGGAGGAGCUCGGGAGCGCGCUGGCAGAACGGGUCCCCGCGUACAUGGUUCCGCCGCAUUUCGUCUCGCUUCCCGCGCUGCCUCGCCUGCUGAACGACAAGAUCGACCGCGACGCUUUGAGGGCCCACACGGUCGGCCUGGUGACCAGGGCACAGGCGAAGCGCAUGCUUGAGGACAGCCUCAGCGCGGGCGGGGAGGCCUCGGCGGCCUUGGUGCACUUUGUGGACUCACUGGGCUUCCAGCGGGCUGUUCAGCAGUCGGAGUUUGCGCAGCGCCGGCUACUCGACAACCUCCUUGCAUUCGGCAUGCUUAACGUCAUCCUGUUUCAUUGGUAUUGGUACGUCUUGGUAGUUCCUCGCACCUAUCUGACCCCGUGGGACGAGCAUAGGCCUGGUGAGACUGUGUCUCUUCCUCCGCUUCCUGUGGCAAGCUGGGUGACCUUCACUUACCGGAUGCUAACGCAGGAGUGGGUGAACGGUGCCUUCAUCAUAGUUGCUGUCCAUGAGCAAAGCCCCGCGGAACUCAAACGCUUCACCCUGCGUGACGCAGCCGUUAUUAUGUUGUAUUUCUAUGUCGCAUCGAUUCCGACGCUUCUGUCGUUAUUUGUUCCAGCACCUUGGAAUGAGUAUAUUUUGAGCGCCGAGACGAUCCAGCGUUGGUUUCUUCUGGUCUUGGCAUUGGGAAAGUCUUAUAUUUAG